This is a messenger RNA of Nerophis lumbriciformis (worm pipefish), 1308 nucleotides long. The record is from RefSeq and is a predicted model, not a curated record. Lineage: Eukaryota; Metazoa; Chordata; Actinopteri; Syngnathiformes; Syngnathidae.
AUGGAGACCACUGCCAGGGUCAAAAUAUUAAAUGAUUUGAAGACUCAGAGGCAUGAAUUGAAGCACACUGAGGACGGACCGAUGCGUAUCCCCGUGUCCCACCAGUCGCACACAACUUCGAAACAUUUAGACGGCCCGUCCCAGCAACGCCAACGAGUCCUGUCGGCGGCUAAUGGACCUCAGCGCCUAGUGCCACCGUUAAGACACAAUAAAUCUUUGCCUCAGCUUCCCAAUACUAUCAAAUCUGCACAGCCAGGAGAUCAGAAUGUCAAACCGGCAACCACUAAUGUCAAUCCACCCCCCAAACCUGCUGUCGAAAGAAACCCAACUAAGAUGAAUGAGCCCAAAGUGCCAAAACCUGCUGUAUCAACGACCUUACCUGCAAAACCGGUGACAGGAGCUGCAAAACCUGAGAAUGAACCAGCCAAGAAAGAAUCCGCAGACUCGUCAAAGAACAGGAAGCGGUGGAGCCUGGAUAGCUUUGAAAUUGGUCGCCCGCUAGGAAAAGGCAAAUUUGGCAACGUCUACCUCGCCAGAGAACGCCAGACUAAAUUCAUCCUGGCCCUCAAGGUGCUCUUCAAAAAGCAGCUGGAGCAGGCGGGCGUGGAGCAUCAGCUGAGAAGAGAGGUGGAGAUCCAGUCUCACCUCAGGCACCCCAACAUUCUGCGUCUUUACGGCUAUUUCCACGACGCGUCCCGUGUGUACCUCAUUCUGGAGUACGCACCCAAAGGUGAGCUCUUUGGUGAGCUACAGCGCUGUGGGUCUUUCUCUGAGCAACGCAGCGCCACGUACAUCAUGGAGUUAGCAGACGCCUUGGACUACUGCCACUCGAGGAAAGUGAUCCACAGGGACAUCAAGCCUGAAAACCUCCUGCUGGGCGCGAAUGGGGAGUUGAAGAUUGCAGAUUUUGGUUGGUCUGUUCACACGCCCUCGUCCAGGAGAUCGACAUUAUGUGGAACAUUGGACUAUUUGCCCCCCGAAAUGAUUGAAGGCAAGACCCACGACGAGAAGGUGGACCUGUGGAGUCUCGGCGUCCUUUGCUACGAGUUCCUGCUGGGGAAACCUCCGUUUGAAACCAAAUCGCAUGAGGACACAUAUCGCAGGAUAUCGAGGGUGGAAUACUCAUACCCUGCGCAGUCCAACAUCAGCCCACCAGCCAAAGAAUUGAUUUCUCUCCUGCUGAAGCACAACCCCGCACAUCGGCUGCCCAUACAAGGCGUCCUCGCCCACCCGUGGGUGCUCCAAAACUCCACCAAGAAGCCCAGCAGCUGCCAAUCAAAGCUAGAGAAAGAAAAAGGCAGUCAUUAA